AUGGAGACCGCCUCUGCUCCCCAGCAUCAGCAGAAUCUCUUCUACCAUGAUCCACGCCAAUUCCAUCCUCCACCUACCCAAGUCAUGAGUCCACCUGUCGCUCCAGCUCGAACCGAUCAGCCCUACCCGCCUGGCGCUGUCAAGCUUGAACCAGGUAUGCAAGCAGGCCCAUCCUCCUAUCCUGUUCGCGGACCGCAGCCGCCGCCUGUCUCGUAUCGCGAGGCUGCAUACGCUGAAGGACGUCCCUUCGCGUAUGCAUCACAACCUCAACCCGAAGCGCCUCUGCCCUACGCCGAAUCCUCCAUCGCAGCACCACCAGGCUUCGCAUCACAGGCCAGUUUCCUGCCGUACCCACCACCACAUCUGGCCAGCUCGUCGGCCAACCCCAUUACUGGCCCAUCCAACGGCUAUCCGGCUCCAGAAGAUGUCAAGAGCUCGCAGAACCCAAGCCCUCGCAAUAAACGUCCGCGCAAGGACUCGCCGCCAUCUCACGACACUGCAGCUGCUGAUGCAUCCAAGCCACAAGCAGACCGAUCACCCGAUGACGCAAACGGAGACAAGGAUGGCAGCGGCAAUGUGACCAUGUUCCAGUGCAGAGGGUUCGGUGACUGCCGCAUGGUCUUCACCCGAAGCGAACAUCUUGCUCGUCACGUCCGCAAGCACACAGGCGAACGUCCCUUCCGAUGCCAUUGCGGCAAGGCGUUCUCGCGCCUCGACAAUCUUCGUCAGCAUGCUCAGACGGUUCACGCGGACAUGCCCGAGCGCAACGAGAUGAUGAUGCAGGAGCUUUCGUCGCUGCAUGCCUCGCUCGCUCAGUCGGCCGCACAAGCUCAACAUGCUCAUGCGCAGGUGCUCGGCAAAAGCAGCUCACCGGGCGCCUUGAUCGCCAGUCACAAUCACACUGCUCGAAGGGGCAAAGGCUCUGGCAAGACGAGCGCAGCUACCAGGACAGGUCGCAAUCCCAGCACCGACGGUUUCGGAUCGCCGCCUCUUCUUAGUCACAAUGCACCGCACGCAGCGGAGUCGCCGGUCCAAGGCAUGCAUCCCGCCGCUUCGGGAUAUCCUACCGCCUACGACAUGGCAAAUCCGGCGGCCUCCAUCUCUGCAACCGCGUCGUACGCAGCGCCCGCUCAGGUCGGCUCUUUGAAUGUUUGGCCUGCUCAAGCGCCUCAAUAUGGGCAGCACCUCGCCGACAUCAGCCAGGCAGGCCCAUCUGAUUCGUACGGGGCGGUCGCUCCGCCCUUUGACCUGCCACCGCACGUCGCUCAGCAGCAAGCACCAUACUUUGCGCCCGAUCCUAGCGCCACUUAUGGUGCGCCUCAGCCAGCCUAUCAGACCGAGCUCUUGCUCGACGGUCCUGAGGAUAGAUAUAUCACAUCGUACGAUCAGUAUGGCCGUCCCGUCCCCGAACUCGCAGCAAGGCGCGCGUCAGGCCAAUUUGGGGCAGCAGCAGCCUCGCAGCAGGAAUGGCGCCCAAGCGGGCCACCUCUCGAAACGGCGCUUGCCGGAAGUCACUAUGCAGGUCCUCAUGCCGAGCUCGCCGACAAUGCUGCUCCAGAUUCGGCCUUCUCGAACCCCUUCUACCGCAAUUCGAACGCUGGUCUGCUGCCGCCAAACGAAGACACCUUCGCAUCUCAGUACCACAGCAGCUUCGCGGAUGGAAUGUCGCGCGACGCCGAGCAGAGAUCUCACUUCGAAUCGACCCUGUCAGCCCACUUGCAUAUGCGCACGCCGACGUUGGCCAAGCGAGCACGCGCGAGCAGUCCACCACCCUCGCGUGGCGGCAUCCGCGCGUCGUUCGAUGCAGGCGCAGCACCGCUCCUUCCGCCGCCAGGAAGCUCGCACGGAAGGCCACCCAGCAGCGCGCAUGGCGGUCGACCCCUCACUUCGCAAAAUCGCCCAGUGCUGCCUCCUCUGUCGUCCAUCACGCCAAGCGUCAGUCGUCCAGGCACGUCUGCUGCGCUCAGUGCGAGCCGACCAGGCACGAUGUCCACGCAAAGGCUUGCAGCCUUCGACCAUCAACUUCACGACCGUCGACCGCUCACUUCCGGUUCAUCCAUGGCAGCAAGACGUCGCGGCUCACACCAGCCCAAUCUCGACGAUCUUCCGCCUCUUUCUGCGCAAUUGCCACCACUGGACGAACGUCGGGACUCCCGCCUCUCGACCGCCCGCCGAGGGUCAGCAUUCGACUUGCUUGGCUCACAGACCGAUCGGCCGAGGCUCGGCUCCUCCUAUGGUGCGCGAGAAGCGGAUCUGCCAACGAGGUUGCACACCGACAGCUCGGAGCGUCGCACGAGUCCCACCAACGCAUCUCCAUUCAUGUUUCAGCCCCCACCUCUGCCUCGCGAGAGCAAUGCUGGAUCUCUGCGACCUGGCGCGUACGGCUCGGAUUGGCGACGACCCAGCUCGAGCACGGCUCCAGAUGCGCACGUCAUCUCGCGCAGACUUGGCUCGAGCAAUGGCGCGGCGGUCUCGUUUGGCUUGCGCGAAGACGGCAGCAGCUCUCGACCUGGAUCGAGCAGCGGUGCCGGUCUCUUUGGACAAGGAUUGACGCUUCCGCCACUCAAAUCGUCCCAUGGCCUGAGCAGCCGACCUGGAUCGAGCUCCAUCACUGCGUUGCUGCAAGGAGACGGGGAGUUUGGCUCGGGUCGACGCAUGAGCGCUUGGUCUCGUCCGCUCACCUCGGGCGAUGCCCCCGCGCCCCGGUUCGGCGAAAACGGACACGGUCGAAUGUCGUCUUCUCGCGAGGGUGUUUCGAGCGACGUAGAGGAUCACGAUACCGAUCGCCGGCUCUCGCUGGUGCACGACCGCCGUGGUUCGACGAGAGAAGGUCUGACGCGAAGGCCGUCGACUUCGGCGGGUGCGAUGUCGACUCGUUUCGCACCCAGCUUUGGCGAUCGAAAGGGCUCAACGAGUCCGAAGGCCUCGCGUUAG
Messenger RNA from Kalmanozyma brasiliensis GHG001, 2934 nucleotides. RefSeq names its product Zinc finger, C2H2-like protein. The record is from RefSeq and is a predicted model, not a curated record. Gene Ontology annotation, biological process: regulation of transcription by RNA polymerase II. Gene Ontology annotation, molecular function: DNA-binding transcription factor activity, RNA polymerase II-specific; RNA polymerase II cis-regulatory region sequence-specific DNA binding. The transcript has a single exon. Bases 1 to 2934 code for a protein of 977 amino acids. Lineage: Eukaryota; Fungi; Basidiomycota; Ustilaginomycetes; Ustilaginales.